UUCAUAUACAUACAUACAUAUUUGUGAAUUCCCUAAAGUGAAUAAUUUCUUACAACUUCAAUGGCGAUGAAUUACGAAAGUGAGACCUCAUAUAAACAAAUUAUUUUAUUUCAUAAGUGGACUGUUCCAAAUACAUCAUUCUUUAAGAACAGCAAAGAUUUUAUGGGAUUCGCCUCAAAGGUGAUUCGUGAGUCCGAUUAUGGCUAUUGUUUUCAGUUACAGUUACAGCCAUUAGAAAAUUAUCAUCUAAGCGAAGGUUUACUAUCCGUACUUUGUAUAAAAAAAGGAAAAUAUAGCGCAUGCUACAAAGUACAAAUUCAUAUAUCAGGCCAUAAGUGCCCGGUAGUUGCGGCACUCAUACCAAAUACAGUGAAAGUAAAAUUAUCACUCGAGUCGCUGUUAGACUUAAUAAUUGAAUGUUAUAUAACGAUUACAAUGCUCGAAGCACCCAGCGUACAGCUGGUGAAAGUACCCGAAAGUCAAUUAUCGAAACAUAUUGGCGCUUUAUUUAAUACCACUGAAUACUCCGAUGUGACCAUUGUGACUGCCGAUUUGUGUGAGAUACCUGCUCACAAGAUUAUAUUAUCCGCAGACAGCAAGGUUUUUGCGGACAUGUUAAGCGGGGAGAGUCAGACCAAUCGUGUAAUCAUUGAUGAUUUCUGCGGUAAAGUUGUGGAGGAGCUGUUGCGUUUUAUUUACACAGGAGUUGCACCGAACUUGGACUUCGAUAAGGCCAAAGAUCUACUGGCAGCUGCGGACAAGUAUGACAUUCAAAGACUAAAGGCACUGUGCCUGAAUUACUUGUUCGAUCAUUUAUCCAUUAAAACUGCGGCAAUGACGUUCAAUUUAGCCCAUAAAUACAAUGAAAAAAGGCUGCUAUCGAAGACAGUCGAAUACAUAAAAAGGAAUUAUAAAGAUGUUAAGGGUACAGAAGAAUGGCAGAAUAUAGUUCAAAUGAAUCCCGUUCAGCUAAUGGAUAUUUUCCUGGGGUUUUAAGAACUUAAUGUGAAUACAUGGGAUGCA
This is a messenger RNA of Drosophila arizonae, 1023 nucleotides long. Its product is annotated as protein roadkill-like. Gene Ontology annotation, molecular function: protein binding. The record is from RefSeq and is a predicted model, not a curated record. NCBI's taxonomy places the organism in Eukaryota, Metazoa, Arthropoda, Insecta, Diptera, Drosophilidae.